This is a messenger RNA of Capsella rubella, 2049 nucleotides long. Its product is annotated as putative fucosyltransferase-like protein. Bases 143 to 1690 code for a protein of 515 amino acids. Gene Ontology annotation, cellular component: membrane. The record is from RefSeq and is a predicted model, not a curated record. The transcript has 7 exons. NCBI's taxonomy places the organism in Eukaryota, Viridiplantae, Streptophyta, Magnoliopsida, Brassicales, Brassicaceae. Gene Ontology annotation, molecular function: fucosyltransferase activity.
UUAUCAAAACCAACAUUAAACCCAAACACAUACCAAAUCCAAUCUAACUAACGAGAAUCUCUUCAAUUCCGUUCAUUAAAUCCUCUCGUAAAACGCAAUCGCUUUUAUUCAUCUCAUCCCCGUUGAUUCGUCCUCUCGUUAAAUGGGUGUCUUCUCGAAUCUUCGAGGACCCAGAAUUGGAGCUGAAUCAGGACAUCUAUCCAAUGCCAACGGCUCUCCUUCUUCUUCUUCUUCUUCUUCUUCACCCUCUACGUCACUCAAGCGGAAAUUGUCGAAUUUGUUACCAAUCUGCGUUGCUCUUGUAGUUAUAGCCGAGAUCGCGUUUCUGGGUCGCCUCGAUAAAGUUGCUUUGGUCGAUACGUUGACUGAUUUCUUCACCCAGUCUCCGUCACUCUCCCUGUCUCCACCGGCCAGAUCCGAUCGGAAGAAGAUCGGAUUGUUUACAGACCACUGCGAGGAGUGGUUGAUGAGACAAGAUUCACUUACUUAUUCUAGAGAUUUUACUAAAGAUCCGAUUUUUAUCUCUGGUGGAGAAAAGGACUUUCAGUCGUGUUCUGUGGAUUGUACAUUUGGAGAUAGUUCAGGUAAGACACCUGAUGCUGGGUUUGGAUUAGGUCAUCAGCCUGGAACUCUUAGUAUAAUCCGUUCCAUGGAAUCAGCACAGUACUAUCCAGAAAAUGAUCUUGCACAGGCACGACGGAGAGGUUAUGAUAUUGUGAUGACCACUAGUCUAUCAUCAGAUGUUCCUGUCGGGUAUUUUUCUUGGGCGGAAUAUGAUAUUAUGGCUCCAGUACAGCCAAAGACCGAGAAAGCUAUCGCAGCUGCUUUUAUUUCUAAUUGUGGUGCUCGGAAUUUCCGCCUGCAAGCACUUGAAGCCCUGAUGAAGACUAACAUCAAGAUUGAUUCUUAUGGUGGUUGUCAUCGGAACCGGGAUGGAAAAGUUGAUAAGGUUGAAGCGCUUAAGCGAUACAAAUUCAGUUUGGCUUUUGAGAACACUAACGAGGAAGAUUAUGUCACCGAGAAAUUCUUCCAGUCCCUAGUUACUGGAUCCGUCCCCGUGGUAGUUGGUGCUCCAAAUAUUAAAGAAUUUGCACCUUCUUCAGACUCAUUCCUUCACAUAAAGCGUAUGGAAGAUGUGGAGCCAGUUGCAAAGAGAAUGAAGUAUCUCGCAGCUAAUCCUGCUGCUUAUAAUCAGACACUAAGAUGGAAGUACGAGGGUCCUUCAGAUUCUUUCAAGGCACUUGUUGAUAUGGCUGCUGUACACUCUUCUUGCCGUCUCUGCAUUUUCCUGGCCACGAGGGUCCGAGAACAAGAAGAGAAAAGCCCGAAUUUCAAGAAACGACCGUGCAAAUGCACCAGAGGAGGAUCAGACACUGUUUAUCAUGUUUUCGUUAGAGAAAGAGGCCGGUUUGAUAUGGAAUCCAUCUUUUUAAGGGGUAAAAAUCUGACUCAGGAAGCUCUAGAAUCCGCAAUUCUCACCAAAUUCAAGUCUCUUAAACAUGAGCCGGUUUGGAAGAAGGAAAGGCCUGUAAGCCUAAAAGGAGACAAUGAGCUUAGAGUACACAAGAUUUAUCCACUUGGCCUAACUCAACGACAGGCUUUGUACAACUUCAAAUUCGAGGGAAAUUCGAGUCUAAGUACACACAUCGAAAACAACCCUUGUGCCAAAUUUGAGGUUGUCUUCGUCUAGUAUCAUUCCUAUGGAUAUGCUUCAGGUAUCAUCGCAGCUGUGAAGACGUUUCCAUGUGCUAGAAUCUCAAAGUGAAAGAUUAGAUGAACUGAAACUCAAAAGGUAAUUUAGUUAUGACAUUGGUGAAUGCAUUUUGUUAGGGAGGUCAGAGAGGGUCUUAUGUAAAUUGUUCAGACAUUGCAGAUGAUUUGUGAGUGCAGAGAAAUGUUUGAGAUUUUAGAGGAAUCUAAAUAGUUCUGAAUUUUUCUUAGGUUUUAUUAUACGUUAUUAUUAAGUUAUGAGCAAAAUAAUACAUACGUGGACAUGAAUGACAAAAUAUUUGAUUCAAUUAUAAAAGAUAAACUAAUAAUUUUGUUUUC